AUGGCAACAACGGCUAUAUUUCUCACCAUUGCAUGCCUCACAUACUUCACCACCAUACUCAUCAUAACACAUGCUUCAACAACAACAAACAACGAAAUCCAGGCCUUAACAACCUUCAAACUAAACCUCCUCGACCCACUCAACUCACUAACAACCUGGAACACAUCAACCCCAUCACCACCAUGCGACUGGCACGGCAUUCUCUGUUCCAACAACAGAGUCCACCAAAUACGCUUACCUCGUCUUCAACUAUCCGGCACCAUCUCUUCAUCACUCUCCAAACUCACACAACUCCGCAAACUAAGUCUCCAUUCCAACAACCUCAUUUCCUCAAUCCCUCCCUCUCUUUCUCAAUGUCUCUUCCUCCGCGCCAUUUAUCUUCACAACAACUCCCUCUCUGGAAACAUCCCUCCCUCACUUCUCAACCUCACCAACCUUCAGGUUCUUAACUUUGCUGCUAACUUUCUCUCCGGCACUAUCCCAAACCGUCUCUCUAACUCCCUACGCAUCCUCGACCUUUCCUCCAACUCAUUCACCGGCAACAUCCCAGGGAACCUUACCUCCAACUCCCAGCUUCAACUCAUCAACCUCUCUCACAAUGGCCUCACAGGCCAAAUACCUGUUACAGUUGGAGCUUUACAACAGCUGCAAUAUAUGUGGCUAGACAACAACCGUCUCCACGGAACAUUACCUUCUGCUAUAUCAAACUGUUCCUCUAUGGUGCACCUCAGCAUAGACGAAAAUUCCAUUGGCGGGUUGAUCCCUUCUACCAUAGGGACAAUGCCAAAGCUUCAAGUGCUGUCACUUUCCCUUAAUCAACUUUCUGGUUUUGUCCCCACAACCCUCUUUUGCAAUCAAAACAACAAACACAAUAAUACUCUUCGAAUUCUUCAACUUGGCUUUAAUAUGCUCACGGGUAUUUCGAAUCCGCGAAAUGGAAAAUGUGAUAAUCAUUUUUUGGAGAUUCUAGACCUUAAAGAGAAUCACAUUAUUCAAUCUUUGUUUCCUUCUUGGUUGACCAAUGUGAAAUCUUUGAGGACUCUUGAUCUCUCUGGAAACUCUUUUUCAGGCUAUCUGCCUCGAGAUAUUGGAGAUCUUUUCUUGUUGGAAGAGUUGAGACUUUCUGAUAAUUCGUUAUCCGGUGUUGUUCCGAGUAGUAUUGUGGAAUGUAGUUUGUUGAAGGUUCUUGAUCUUCGAAGGAAUCGAUUCUCAGGUCUUGUUCCUUAUUUCCUUGGAGAGUUGAAGAGUUUGAAGGAGUUAUCUCUUGGGGGUAACUUUUUUACUGGUUUGAUUCCAAAGAGUUAUGGAGGUCUUUAUGAGUUAGAGAUUUUGGAUUUAAGCAACAAUAAGCUGAAUGGGGUUUUGCCUUUGGAGAUUAUGCAGUUAGGAAACUUGGGUGUUUUGAAUCUCAGCAAUAAUAGAUUCUCCGGUCAAGUUUCGUAUCGUAUUGGAGGCUUAAAAAGUUUGCAGGUUCUUAAUUUGAGCCAAUGUGGGUUUUCUGGUAGUGUUCCAUCUACACUUGGGAGUUUGAUGAAACUGAGGGUGUUGGAUUUAAGCAAACAAAAUCUUUCAGGUGAGAUACCUGUGGAGGUUUUCGGAUUACCUAGUUUGGAAGUUGUGGCACUUGAUGGAAACAGUUUGAGUGGUUCUGUUCCUGAGGGUUUCAGCAGCAUUGUUAGUUUAAGGUAUCUUAAUAUUAGUUUCAAUGAUUUUGUUGGCAACAUUCCAACAACUUAUGGUUUCCUAAGUUCGUUGGUUGUUCUUUCUUUGUCUCACAAUUUCAUUUCUGGUUCAAUACCUAAUGAGAUUGGUGGUUGUUCUCAACUUGAAGUGCUUCAGCUUCAAUCGAAUCGGUUAGUAGGUAACAUCGUUCCGAGUGUUAUCUCUCACCUUACUCGUUUAAAGGAGCUGAGUUUAGGAAACAAUGGACUCAAAGGUGAAAUCCCAGAUGAGAUUUCCAAGUGUUCUUCUUUGAACUCACUUGAUUUGAAUGGUAAUCACUUAACCGGUCACAUACCGCUAUCCUUGUCCAAGUUAUCAAAUUUGAAGGCUUUGAAUCUGUCUUCAAAUCAAUUGACAGGAGAAAUUCCAGUUGAUCUUUGGCGCAUAUCCGGUUUGAAGUACUUAAAUGUUUCCAACAACGACCUCGAGGGUGAGAUUCCACAAAUGCUGAGUUCUAGAUUCAAUGACCCUUCUGUGUUUGCAAUGAACAAGAGGCUAUGUGGGAAACCAUUGCAUAGAGAUUGUGCAAAAGCGAGAAGACGAAAGAGAAAAAGGCUAAUAAUCAUCAUAGCUGUUGCAGUUGCAGGACUAUGCUUUCUAGCAUUGUUUUGUUGUGGCUAUGUUUACAGUCUUUUAAGGUGGCGAAAGAAGCUUCGAGAAGGAGUAACAGGCGAGAAGAAACGUAGCUCAACAAGUGCAGGCUCAAAUGGAGAAAGAAACAGUCGAGGAAGCGGUGAAAACGGAGGACCAAAGUUAAUAGUCUUCAACAACAAAAUCACAUACGCCGAAACACUAGAAGCAACAAGAAACUUCGAUGAAGAAAACGUUCUAAGCAGAGGAAAACACGGACUUGUCUUCAAAGCCUCGUAUCAAGAUGGAAUGGUUCUAUCAAUUCGUAGACUUCCAAACGGAUCAACAUUGAUAGAAGAAAACACAUUCCGCAAAGAAGCAGAAUCGUUAGGCAAAGUUAAGCAUCGAAACUUAACAGUUCUACGCGGCUAUUAUGCAGGACCACCACCUGAUGUAAGACUACUAGUCUACGACUACAUGCCAAAUGGAAAUCUAGGUACAUUGCUUCAAGAAGCUUCGCAACAAGACGGUCAUGUUUUGAAUUGGCCAAUGCGUCAUUUAAUCGCACUAGGCAUUGCUCGCGGAUUGGGUUUUCUACACUCUGUCGAAAUUGUUCAUGGCGAUGUUAAGCCACAGAAUGUUCUUUUUGAUGCUGAUUUUGAAGCACAUUUAUCCGAAUUCGGGCUAGACCGGUUAACAAUGGUUAGUAUCCCAACAGAAUUAGCAGAGUCGUCGUCUUCAACAACAAUCGCAGUUGGUUCGUUGGGUUAUGUCGCGCCAGAAGCUGUGCUAACAGGACAGGUGACAAAGGAAGGAGAUAUAUAUAGUUUCGGGAUAGUGUUGUUGGAGAUACUGACAGGAAGAAAAGCUGUUAUGUUUACGGGUCAAGACGAAGAUAUAGUGAAAUGGGUGAAGAAACAGUUACAAAAAGGUUUGAUUUCGGAGCUGUUGGAACCUGGUUUGCUUGAGAUUGAUCAGGAAUCAUCAGAAUGGGAAGAGUUUUUGUUAGGUGUUAAGGUUGCACUUCUUUGCACAGCACAUGAUCCUCUUGAUAGACCUUCUAUUAAUGAUAUUGUUUUCAUGCUUGAAGGUUGUCGUGUUGGACCUGAUAUACCUUCCUCUGCUGACCCAACCACACUACCUUCACCUGUUUCUUGA
Molecule: messenger RNA, 3450 nt
Organism: Vicia faba (fava bean)
Lineage: Eukaryota; Viridiplantae; Streptophyta; Magnoliopsida; Fabales; Fabaceae
Source: the annotation of a GenBank genome assembly